Molecule: messenger RNA, 3318 nt
Organism: Lathyrus oleraceus (garden pea)
Lineage: Eukaryota; Viridiplantae; Streptophyta; Magnoliopsida; Fabales; Fabaceae
Exons: 9
Coding region: 1-3318 (1105 amino acids)
Source: RefSeq, a predicted model, not a curated record
AUGGAUAGGAAUAUUCUUGAUGCUGCUAGCGGUGGAGCACUCGUUGAUAAAACUCCAGUCGCCACCAAAGCUUUGAUCGAAAAUAUGUCCCUUAACUCCCAACAAUUUACAACCAGAAACAAUUCUGUACAAGCAAAGGGUGUGAACGAAAUUCAGGUUUCCUCCAACAAAGCUUUAGAAACCAGAAUUGAUAAGCUCACCUCUUUAGUGAAACAGUUGGCAGUAGGUAAGACUCAAGCGGCAAACCUGUGUGGUAUUUGUACUUCUCCUGAGCAUCCAACCGAUACUUGUCCUAUUUUGCAUGAUGAAUCGAUCACUGAGUUGCCUCAAGCUUAUGCAGCAAACCUUUACAAUCAAGGCAACAAUCAGAAUAGGUACAAUAACAUUCCUGACCUGUCCAUCAAUAAAUACCACCCCAAUUGGAGGAAUCAUCCCAACCUUCGAUAUGGAAACCAACAGCCAACCCAACCAGCAGCUACCCCCCAGGCCACCAUUUCUACACCCUCUGGACCUUCAUUAGAGGACCUGUUCAAACAACUAGUUGUUAAUAAUCUUCAGUUUCAACAAAGAAUAGAAUCUAGUAUUCAAACCUUGCAGACACAGAUUGGACAGCUUGCCACCUCAAUGAAUAUCACGCAAUCCCAAGGAUCAAACCAACUUCCUGCCCAAGCAGUUGUGAAUCCAAAAGGUCCUAAUGCCAAUGUCAGUGCAAUUUCUUUGAGGUCCGGAAAGGUCACAGAACCAGCCCCUGAAAAAAAUAAAAAAAUUCUUGAGGUAACAUCUGAACUUUCUUCACCUUCUUCACCUUCUUCUGUUGUGGUAGAAACUGAAAAGAAUAAAGAAAAAGAAUAUGUACCACCAGUCCCCUUUCCACAUAGAGUUCCUAAGUAUGCAAAGUUUUUGAAAGAUUUGUGUACAAACAAGAGGCGGAUGAAAGGUGGUGAGAGAGUCAACUUGGGAAGAAAUAUUUCUACUUUUAUUCAGCCCAAGCCCCAUUCUGAAAAACAUACAGGUUUAAUCGUUCAGUUGGCAAACAGGAGCAAUGCCCGCCUUGCUGGUAUAUUGGAAGAUGUUCUUGUUCAAGUUAACGAUUUGAUUUUUCCUGCAGAUUUUUACAUCCUGAACAUGGAAGGAGAAACUAAGAUUUUACUUGAGGACGGUGCUAAAACGGUAAGGCAGCCCCAAAGGAGGCUUAAUCCUUUGAUUCUUGAUGUGGUAAAGAAAGAGGUAACUAAACUCUUGCAAGCAGGUAUCAUUUAUCCUAUCUCUUACGGUAAAUGGGUAAGCCCAAUGCAAGUUGUACCUAAGAAAUCUGGACUCACAGCGGUGAAAAAUGAAAAGAAUGAACUUGUUCCCACUAGAAUUCAGAAUAGUUGGAGAGUUUGUAUUGAUUACAGGAGGUUGAACCAAGCUACUAGAAAUGAUCACUUUCCUUUGUCGUUCAUUGACCAAAUGCUUGAACAGCUAGCUGGUGAACCACAUUAUUGUUUUCUUGAUGAUUUUUCAGGUUACUUUCAGAUUCAUAUUGCACCUGAAGAUCAAGAAAAGACCACUUUCACGUGCCCAUUCGGUACAUUUGCUUACAGGAGGAUGCCUUUUGGUCUUUGCAAUGCUCCUGGCACUUUCCAGCGAUGCAUGAUUAGUAUUUUCUCUGAGUUUAUUGAAAAUUGCAUGGAAGUGUUUAUGGAUGACUUUACUGUUUAUGGUUCGUCUUUUGAUGCAUGCUUGAAAAGUUUGAAUAUGGUUUUAAAGAGAUGCAUCAAGACUGACCUUGUUUUAAAUUAUGAAAAAUGUCAUUUUAUGGUUGAGCAGGGAAUUGUUCUUGGUCAUAUAGUUUCUGAAAAAGGAAUUUUUGUUGACCCUGCUAAGAUUGACGUAAUUUCUACACUGCCUUACCCUUCUUGUGUUCGCGAGAUUCGUUCUUUUCUUGGUCAUGCAGCGUUUGACUUCUUGAAGAAAGCAUUAACCUCCGCUCCCAUCAUCCAGCCUCCCGACUGGACCCUCCCUUUUGAUAUUAUGUGUGAUGCUUCUAAUUAUGCUGUUGGGGUUGUCCUUGCACAAAGAGUUGACAAGGCUGCCCAUGUUAUUUAUUAUGCUUCUAGGACUUUAGAUUCUGCACAGUCAAAUUACACCACCACUGAAAAAGAACUUCUAGCUAUUAUUUUUACUCUUGAUAAAUUCAGAUCAUACUUGCUAGGUUCCAAGGUUGUUGUUUUUACUGACCAUGCAGCUUUAAAGUACUUGUUGAAGAAGCCGGAAGCAAAACCGAGAUUGAUUCGGUGGUUGUUAUUGCUCCAAGAGUUUAAUGUAGAGAUUAAAGACAAAAGUGGAACUGAGAACUUAGUGGCUGAUCACUUGAGCAGAAUAGAGAGAGAGAUGAAGAUCUUUUUCCCAUCCAGGAUGACUUUCCUGAUGAGCAACUUUUACAUGUGCACGGUAUUACUCCUUGGUGCAUCCAGGACACAAAUCCACAAACUCAAGAGUGAUGCCAAAUAUUAUGUUUUGGAUAAUCUGUAUCUUUGGAAGUUUGGUAGUGAUCAGGUAAUCAAGAGAUGUGUCCCCGAUUAUGAUAUGGCAUCCAUUUUGAAUUUUUCUCAUGCAUCUCAAGUCGGCGGACAUUUUGGUCCUCAAUGGACUGCAAGAAAAGUCCUAGACUCGGGUUUUUAUUGGCCCACUAUUUUUAAAGAUGCCUAUGAGGUUUACCGCACUUGUAAAGAGUGCCAGAUAGUAGGUACAUAUGUCACUCGUAAGAGUGAAAUGCCUCAGCAUCCUAUGCUUUUCUGUGAGUGGGUGGAAGUUAUCCCUACUAAGACUAAUGAUUCUAGAGUUGUUGCAGAUUUUGUCAGGAACAUGACUGACAUACACAUAGGUUUUGGGAGGCCCAAAAAUCAGAAUGUGGAGUCAGAACCUACGAUUGAGGAUAAUGCGGCUCAGUGGCCGCCUCAGUUCAUGAAGUUCUUGAAGCAUGUGAUGCAACAAACCAAUGGUGGUUCCCAACCACAAGUUGCUCCGCAAGUUGCUGCUGUGAUUGAUGUGGUAUUGGGUAUGGGUUUGAUCUCCGCCAAUUUUAUGUAUGUUGGCUGCAAGGAAAAAGUAAUUUUUGUUCCAACCGAUGGAGCCACUCCCGAUAAUAUGAUAACCAUUAUUUUAGGGUGUACAGUUAGCAUGAUUAAUCUUUUGUUUAAGCAUGAAAAGUUCACUCUAUUGAUUCUCACCAAGGAAUCAAGCGAGGGUGUAAAUGUUGUGCAAGUUCCUAUAGUCUAUGAAUUUCUAGAUGUUUUUCCCGAGGACGUCACUUCUCUUCCUCCAGAGAGAUAA